AUGUCGAAAGGUACCUCGUCCUUCGGUAAGAGACACACCAAGACCCACACCCUCUGCCGCCGAUGUGGCAACCGGGCCUUCCACAGACAGCACAAAACCUGCGCACAAUGCGGCUACCCCUCUGCUAAGCUGAGGUCAUUCGAGUGGGGACAGAAGGCCAAGCGCCGAAAGACUACCGGCACUGGCAGGAUGAGGUACCUCAAGGAUGUGUCGCGAAGAUUCAAGAAUGGCUUCAGAGAAAACACGGUCGCCAAGAAGCGAUCCAAGCCUACCACCUCGGAGUAA
Messenger RNA from Coprinopsis cinerea okayama7#130, 285 nucleotides. Its product is annotated as 60S ribosomal protein L37. The record is from RefSeq and is a predicted model, not a curated record. Gene Ontology annotation, cellular component: ribosome; cytosolic large ribosomal subunit. The coding region runs from base 1 to 285 and encodes 94 amino acids. NCBI's taxonomy places the organism in Eukaryota, Fungi, Basidiomycota, Agaricomycetes, Agaricales, Psathyrellaceae. Gene Ontology annotation, biological process: translation. Gene Ontology annotation, molecular function: structural constituent of ribosome; RNA binding. The transcript is spliced from 6 exons.